Cryptotermes secundus is the source of this 2543-nucleotide messenger RNA. Its product is annotated as NHL repeat-containing protein 2. Lineage: Eukaryota; Metazoa; Arthropoda; Insecta; Blattodea; Kalotermitidae. Gene Ontology annotation, molecular function: protein binding. The record is from RefSeq and is a predicted model, not a curated record.
UUUAUGAUUAGCAAACUAAACUCGUAAAAUACACAUAUAGUGAUUUAUUGAGUUGAAUUGUGUGGUAAUAAAUGUAACAUUAAGUUUUACCUCAUUAAAAUUACACAUGAUAGGAAAUGGCAAGUGAUAGUUUAGAUCCAGUUUCAACAUCGUGUGAACAUUUGUUUGAUGUUCUUGGUACAUUACACGAGAAAAGCAACCAAGAAAAAUUUAUACUAGAUCAUAUCAAGAAGUAUGCCAGCAGGGAUAUUCAAAUUGACGACUUCAGAAGCAAUUUGGAAUGGUUCAAUGUGUCCAGACCUCUGUCUUUAAAUAAUGACUUACGGGGGAAAAUUGUUGUGUUGGAUUUUUUCACAUACUGCUGUAUUAAUUGUAUGCAUAUCCUGCCUCAACUUAAACAACUAGAAGAACAAUAUUCUGUACAGGAUGGUCUUGUAGUGGUUGGAGUGCACAGUGCCAAGUUUGACAAUGAGAAGGACUCUGCAAACAUAUUGGCAGCAGUUCAGCGUUACAACAUCACUCACCCUGUAGUGAAUGAUUCUGAUGGUACUAUGUGGCAAAACCUUGGAAUCUCAUGCUGGCCCACACUAGUCAUCAUAGGACCAAAUGGAGAGGUGCUGUUUAUAUUAGUAGGAGAAGGACAUAAAAAUGAUAUCCUCGUGUUUGUGAAGACUGCAUUAAAUUAUUACAAAAAUUAUGGACAACUGCUGGAUCACUCAUUACCAUUGGCUCCUGCAGUGCAUAUCCUUCCAGAAUUGAAGGGGCUGUUGUUUUUCCCUGGGAAAGUUGCAUGUAUUGGGAUUGAUAUACAAGGUGUAGAUGGAGCACAUUACAAAGCACUUAAUAAUAAUAAUGACACAUCAUCAGCCAUAAGCAAACCUGAAGAGGCAGUUAAUAACAACAGCAUAUCACAAGAGGAUGGAGACCCGGAAAGACUGGCAGUUUCUGACACAGGACACCAUCGAAUUAUCGUAUUCAGAACGUCUGGCAGAAUUGAGCAUGUUAUUGGGGGAGAUGAACCUGGUUUCAUAGAUGGCACUUUUCAAGAUGCUCGAUUUCAAAGUCCUCAAGGAGUGGUAUUUCGCAGUCCAAGUUUGUUAUAUAUUGCAGACACAGAAAACCAUGCCAUCAGGGAAGUCAACUUGCAGACAUUACAUGUGAGGACACUUGUUGGCAGUAGCUCUCAAGGUUUGAAUGUUGUCGGUGGUGCACAGUUGACAGAACAGGUGAUCUCUUCACCAUGGGAUCUUUGUCUGGUUUCAAGCAGUCUGAUCACCGAGUCUUCCGCUCUUGAAGAAUCAGACAGAGAUGUACUACUAAUUGCCAUGGCAGGAUUGCACCAGAUUUGGGCACUUUUUCUAAAUGAAACUACAUGGUGGAAGGGCAAGCACAUUUACUGCUGUUGUAGGCAGUGGUAAAGAAGAAAAUCGCAAUAACUCAUAUCCACAUGCUGCUGGAUUUGCUCAACCAUCAGGUCUUAGUGUAGCAAAUGAGUUGCAGGCUGUCUUUGUCGCUGACAGCGAGAGCUCCACCAUUCGGAAGAUAUCAUUAACAGAUGGGAAGGUGUCUGCUGUUGUAGGAGGUGACAGAAGUCCUUUUAAUCUGUUUAGCUUUGGAGACAGGGAUGGGAAACAGUUUGAUGCAAAACUGCAGCAUCCUCUAGGUGUAGCCUGGUGCAAUCAAGACAAAACUCUGUACAUUGCAGACUCAUAUAACCACAAACUGAAAGCUGUAAGUGUUCCAAACAAUGUGUGCACAACUGUACUGGGAUCUGGCAAGCCAGGCAACAGUGCUGGCCAUUAUGAAAGGCCAGAUAAUGUAGAGCUAAAUGAACCAGGUGGCCUUUGUGUGAGUCAUGACAGUCAGCGACUGUAUGUUGCUGACACUAACAACCACUGCAUUAAAGUUGUCUACUUGAAGGAUAAAAUAAUUGAGAAGUUGACAAUCUUGCUACCACCAGAGUGCAAACAGCAGCCAGAAAGUAAAAAUAUGACUGGAACCAUUCUGCCAUCAGAGCUUGCAAUCAGUUCAGAUGGUGGAGAAAUCAGUCUGUUCAUAUCAGUCACACUAAAUGAUGGCAUCACACUUACAGACAUGGCACCACAGAAAUGGGCUCUGGAGUUUCCAGAUCCGUCAUGGUCAGCGAACACCUAUGGAGGGGAGUAUGAGCAAGAGAUGACAUUGUGCAUAGUUGUGCCAAAGCAGAAGCAAGCCUCCAGCAAUAGUUUCUCUGUCAGUUAUCGUUUGUAUGUCUGUCGAGAGCACUCAGAAUGCAGCGUGCGAGACUUUCACUUUCUUUUAACUGUUGUAUACACUGAAGAUGCACCCACCAGGGUCAUCCACUACUUGAGUCAUGUUGUAGGACUGCAUUAGAUUCAGUCUUCAAACUGCAGGUUACCAUCAUAAAUACUAGUGGAAUUAUAUAUAAUUCAUUAACUUUUACACCAGGUGGAUCAUCUAAUGACAGUCCUUUUUGUUCUUAUAUGUCCUUUCAUAGGUGCUGCUUUUGUAUCAGUAGUUGUUUAUAAAACAUGUUCAUAUUA